AUGCGGGCCCUUCGAGAGCAAAGGGGGCGAGGGAUCAAGCGGCCGAAUGCACAUGCGAUGGAUUCCUCUUGGGUAACAGAUUCUGGAACUUCUUGGAUGGUGGAUAUGCAUUGUGGAACACGGCCGGGGCCUCUUGGCCUCCUAAAAAAAGCUUGUCGUGCAAGUCGUGUCAGUUGCAGCAGGGAGGCAACGAUGCAAACAAACUACCAUUACGAGUUCCUCACCAAGGGGCACCUGCAAGAGAAAAAAAAAAGAAUUUUGGUGGGUCUGCCUUCCCAUGGUGGAGAGUGUGAGAGGGUAGAGGGAUGA
This is a messenger RNA of Purpureocillium lilacinum, 309 nucleotides long. Lineage: Eukaryota; Fungi; Ascomycota; Sordariomycetes; Hypocreales; Ophiocordycipitaceae. The record is from RefSeq and is a predicted model, not a curated record.